This is a messenger RNA of Cajanus cajan (pigeon pea), 1043 nucleotides long. Its product is annotated as calcineurin B-like protein 1. Gene Ontology annotation, biological process: calcium-mediated signaling. Gene Ontology annotation, molecular function: kinase binding; calcium ion binding. The record is from RefSeq and is a predicted model, not a curated record. Lineage: Eukaryota; Viridiplantae; Streptophyta; Magnoliopsida; Fabales; Fabaceae.
CAGACCCAGACCCAAUAGUGCUGCUUGUUGUCUGUGACUGUUGCAGACUCUUUCGGUUUCGUGAAUCCCAUCGGAGCCCGCAAGCACAACACAAGCAAAGAAAAGGGCGCUAACAACACACACUCACAUCGAUUGAAGCGGAGAGAUCUCAAUUCUCAGUCUCAGGUUAAGAUGAUUUUCAUUAUCUAUUGUAGUGAAACGCAACCCAUUCAUGGGCUGUUUCAACUCAACGGCAAGCAGACAAUUACCCGGCCACGAGGACCCUGUAACUCUUGCAUCACGCACCGCAUUCAGCGUUAGUGAGGUUGAAGCACUAUUUGAGCUUUUCAAGAGCAUCAGCAGUUCUGUCGUUGAUGAUGGAUUGAUAAGCAAGGAAGAAUUUCAAUUGGCACUUUUCAAGAAUAGAAAAAAGGAGAACCUUUUUGCCAAUCGGAUCUUUGAUUUGUUUGAUGUUAAGAAGAAGGGGUUCAUUGAUUUUGGUGACUUUGUUAGAUCCCUCGAUGUCUUCCACCCAAAUGCUCCACAAGAAGACAAGAUAGAUUUUUCAUUUAGGCUCUAUGACUUGGACAGUACAGGCUUUAUAGAACGGGAAGAGGUGAAGCAAAUGUUAAUUGCACUUCUUUGUGAGUCUGAAAUGAAAUUGGCGGAUGAGACAAUAGAAAAAAUACUUGAUAAGACUUUCGUGGAUGCUGAUCUGAAUCAAGAUGGGAAAAUAGACAGGCUCGAAUGGCAAAACUUCGUUUCUAAAAAUCCAUCAUUGUUGAAAAUCAUGACCCUUUCUUAUCUGAGGGACAUAACAACAACUUUUCCAAGUUUUGUAUUUAACUCCGAGGUCGAUGAAAUUGUUACAUGAAUGCAUACAGCUUUAAGUUGUGCAAGUAGUUGGAAAAUCUGGCAUAUAACGUAUUUUUUGUACAACAGUACAAGGAGGGUAAAGUGUUUGGUGGCUCUUUCUCAAAUUUCAUAUGAUGCUUUGAUUAUUUAUUGUUCUCCUGUGACAUGCCUCAGAAGGCAAAAUUUAAGGUGCACAAAGUUGUUUAAAA